Molecule: messenger RNA, 1287 nt
Organism: Rattus rattus (black rat)
Lineage: Eukaryota; Metazoa; Chordata; Mammalia; Rodentia; Muridae
Gene: Triml2
Product: tripartite motif family like 2
Exons: 7
Coding region: 1-1287 (428 amino acids)
Molecular function (GO): protein binding
Source: RefSeq, a predicted model, not a curated record
AUGUCCCAAGUGCCCAAGCCCCACUUACCAUGCAGCAUCACAGAGAAGCCACACUGUGGGACACACCCGGAACCAUCGCAGCUCUUCAGUGACGAGGACCAAAUCAUAAUUUCCAGCAAAUGUUUCCAAUCGCCAGAGCACAAGUGGCAUGAGGCAUGUGGUAUCCAAGAAGCUGCUGAGUAUUAUAGGAAGUUAUUCCAGGAAACCCUGGUUACACUGAAGGAGAAGCUUGAAGCAGCUGCAUGCUUACUGGCUGAAGAGCGAGAGAGAAUGGUGACGAUUCAGGAAGAGGAGCAGAGCUUUAAAGAGAUGAUCGAGGCCGAUUAUAAGAUGAGAUUCCAGUUACUGACUGAGGGGAAGAAACUGCCGUUUUCAAAACUGCCAGGCUGCAAAUUUGACCUGAACUUAAACGGGCCUAACCAGAACCAGCUGAUGAAGUUUGAGCUCAUGCAGAAGUCUCAAAAAAUGCUACAGAGACUUAGCCUCCUGGGGAGCGAGAACAUGGGCAAACUGAAGGCGAGCGAAGCCUGGCUUUCUGAGCACCUCUGCAGCCUCCAGAAGAUCAUCACAGACCUAGAGCGGAGCUGUGGAGAAUCUGCCGUUGCACUGCUCCAGAAUGCAGAGUGCUACUUAAAAAGGAGUGAGUCUAUACUGCUUCAGAGCCUAGAGCCAGCUCAGAUAACAGACCUGAGCGCAUGCUGGAUAAUCGGGACAAGCAAUGUUCUCCUGAGGUUCCAAAGACAUGUUACUUUGGACCCAGACACAGCUCACCCCUCCCUAGUCUUAUCUGAAGACCUGAGACAUGUGGCAUUCCGAGACACACCAAAAACUGGGCCUGACACUCCAAGGAGAUUUGACUUCAGUGCUUCUGUGUUGGGUGCGGAGAGCUUCAACUCAGGGAGGCAUUAUUGGGAAGUGGCUGUGGGCCAGGCGACCCAGUGGCAGGUGGGCAUAUGUGACUGUACAGAGAGAAAGAACAGCAUUCCUGGGACUUCCGGAGAUAAAGUCUUGCUCAUGGGGUCCCUAAUGGGGACUGAUUGUACCCUCUGGGUCUUUCCCCCUUUAAGAAAGGUCUGGCUGAGAAAGCAAAUGUACAAAGUUGGAGUCUUCCUUGACUGUGAAUGUGGGCAAGUAUCAUUCUACAAUGUGACAGAGCAAUCCCUCAUUUACAGUUUCUCUGCCCUCACCUUCCGAGGAGCAGUUAAACCAAUAUUUUCUCUUUGUAUUACAAAUGGAGACAUGAGUUCAGACUCUCUCACUGUCUGUCCCCCUCAGACUCAUCCCUGA